Molecule: messenger RNA, 999 nt
Organism: Mycena indigotica
Lineage: Eukaryota; Fungi; Basidiomycota; Agaricomycetes; Agaricales; Mycenaceae
Product: TAFII28 domain-containing protein
Exons: 3
Coding region: 1-999 (332 amino acids)
Biological process (GO): transcription initiation at RNA polymerase II promoter; RNA polymerase II preinitiation complex assembly
Cellular component (GO): transcription factor TFIID complex; nucleus
Molecular function (GO): protein heterodimerization activity; transcription coactivator activity
Source: RefSeq, a predicted model, not a curated record
AUGUCCAAUCCUGCUCCCUAUGGCCAGCCAUACGCGCCAACCCCAGGCAGGGGCCGAGGCAGGGGAGCUGGUAGUGCGCCUACAUCACGUCCAGGCUCCGUUGGCCCCAGCACACCGCAUCUUUACAGCCCAGACAUUCUCGCAAAGCUGAAAACCACAGUCGUCGAUGGAAAGACGAUCUAUCUGUCCGAGUUCAAAGAGGGAUAUGUGCCGACUACCCCGAGCCCCUUCACAAGAACAACCACCACGUUUCCGACAGCGGCAAGCACUUUCAAUUCCGCUUACCCCACCGCAGCGAGUCCUUUCCCCGCAACGUCAUCAAGCACCUUUCAGGCCGCUGCGAGUAACUUCCCCACCGCCGCCAGCACGUUUCCCUCAACGCCAUACAACUACCGGCCUUCUUCUUACACCAAUACUUCUUACGCGUCUGGCUCGACUCCAUAUGGCUCAUAUACUACUCCCUCCACCUACGCCAGUCCAACACCCGCGACUCCUGGUCUUAUAGGUCUCAGUGGCGCGCCAAUAGUUCCUGCCGGCGCACCACCACCGUCAGCCCGACAACCAGUUAUAGACGAAGAUGGGGAAGGCGACGAUGAACUCCUCCCAGCAAUGGCAGACGACGACUAUUCCGCGCAACUCUCAUGGCAAAGCGAGUCCAAAGACAAUCUCAAGGUCUUAAUGGACAGCUUUACGCCAGAGCAAUACGAGCGCUUCGAGGCCUACAGGCGGCACGCGCUGCCCAAACAAGCCGUGCGAAAGCUCAUCCAGCAAACUGUAGGCAUGCAGGUAUCUCCACCAGUGGCCCAGAUCGUCGCGGGUUUCGGCAAAGUGUUUGUUGGUGAGAUCGUCGAGAAAGCACGGGCAGUCCAAGAACGUCGAGGCGAGACGGGGCCGUUGACGCCGGACCAUUUACGGGAGGCAUAUAGGAUGUAUCAACAAGAGACGGGUGCCGUUGGGGCAGCGCGGCCACUGAAGAAGAAAAAGUUGUUUGUACGAUAG